Molecule: messenger RNA, 3961 nt
Organism: Corythoichthys intestinalis (scribbled pipefish)
Lineage: Eukaryota; Metazoa; Chordata; Actinopteri; Syngnathiformes; Syngnathidae
Gene: slc35a5
Product: solute carrier family 35 member A5
Exons: 11
Coding region: 141-1418 (425 amino acids)
Biological process (GO): pyrimidine nucleotide-sugar transmembrane transport
Cellular component (GO): Golgi membrane
Molecular function (GO): pyrimidine nucleotide-sugar transmembrane transporter activity
Source: RefSeq, a predicted model, not a curated record
AGACAAGUGAUUUAAGAGAAGAAGAUCCCAGCGCGCUUGCGCGGACCCACCAUCAACCAAAACAUCGAGAAGAAACAUCUGCUCAAAAUGAUACACUGAACCACAACAAAAGAGAUUGCAUCCCGCACUUUUAUGCCGUCAUGUUGUGCUGGCGGUCCUUGUGCACCCGCUCGUCAGCCUACACGCUGGCCCUGGGCAUCACUUUCGUCACUCUCGGCACCAGUCGUAUCCUGCUACUUAAAUUUGCCGCCAACGCAGAAAACAAGUAUGACUUUCUCCCAGCAUCUGUCAACAUGCUGGCCGAGGCGCUCAAACUGCUCUUCUGCCUCAUCAUGUCAGUCAGGGUGUUCGUCCGAGAGGGCCGCUCCUGCAAAGAUCUGCGCUGCUCUUCUGCCUCCUCGCUCCUCAGUUCUCUGAAGUGGGCUGUCCCUGCAUUCCUCUACUUUCUGGACAACCUCAUCAUUUUCUAUGUGAUGACCUAUUUGCAGCCUGCCAUGGCGGUCCUCUUCUCAAAUUUUGUCAUUCUAACCACGGCUGUGCUCUUCAGAGUUGUCCUAAAGCGUCGCCUAUCCUGGGUGCAGUGGGCAGUCUUGGUCAUACUCUUUCUUUCUAUUGUCUCUCUGACUUUGGAGUCAGACAGUAGUAAGAAGUCAGACGGAUUUGUGUGGGGAGGCCCCUCCAAACCCCUCUCCACACCGUCCAACUCCUGCCUGCUCUAUACACAGCUAUUGGAGCAGAUGAGAAACAGCAGCGCCAACGGCUCAUGGGUGUCGACGCUUCCCGGCCAGGCCUGGCGGGACAGUUUGGUGGGAAAGCUUCGCUCGCUAGGCGUGGGCCACAUCCUUCUCCUGCUGCAGUGCUUCAUCUCAGCCAUGGCCAACAUUUACAAUGAGAAGAUCCUAAAGGAAGGAGACCAGCUCAGCGAGAGCAUCUUCAUUCAGAAUAGUAAACUGUAUGUUUUUGGUGUGGUGUUUAACGGCCUGACCCUGGUUACCGGACAAGAGUCGAGAGGCCUCACUGUCCACUGUGGCCUAUUUUACGGACACAACGUCUACUCUCUAGCCCUGGUGCUUGUCACGGCGACUCUGGGCCUCUCUGUGGCCUUCAUCUUGAAAUUCCGGGACAAUAUGUUCCACGUGCUGACAAACCAGAUCACCACCGUCCUGGUCACCGCCCUCUCGCUCUUCCUGUUCAACUUCCGGCCCUCUCUGGACUUCUUCCUGAAGGCCCCCACGGUGCUGCUGGCCAUCUUUAUCUACAACGCCAGCCGGCCCCGGGACCUGGAGUACAGCUUGCAGAAGGAAAAGCUACGGGUCAUCAACGGGGAGGUGUUAAAGCGGUCCAGAGGGGAUGGCGAGGAGCUAGAACUGCUGACCAAAGCCAACGAAGACAGCGAUUCUGAAGCGUCGUCUUUGUAGUGCACAGAAACAGACGGUGUGCAGCCUUCACAGAGGAUGCGCAUUGUCUGGAAAAAGUUUGUUUUUUUGUGCCGCUGGAAAAAGGUCAGUGACGGCGUGGACGCUGCGUCUGGAACUGACGUGUUUGUUUUUCCUGUCGUCACACCUCAACACAUGCUUGGGUGUGCUAGGAAUAAGUCCGGCUACUGUAUUUUUUCUCUCUUGACUCUUUAUAAGGCAUGAAAAAGUAUCUGAAACUUUUGGAAUUUCUCACAUUUCUGCAUAAAAUCACCAUUAAAUGUGAUGUGAUCUUUGUCAAAAUCACACAGAUGUAAAAACUGUGUCUGCUUGAACUAAAACUACCCAAGCAUUUAUAGGUUUUUAUAUUUUAAUGAGGAUAACAUGCAAACAAUGACAGAAGGGGGAAAAAAUAAGUGAACCCUCUUUCGAAGGAGACUUAAAGAGCAGUUGAAACCAAUUUUUACCAAACAAUUUAAGUCAGGUGUGUGCCUAAUCACUGAUGAGUGGUUUAAAGUUGCCCUGCCCACUAUAAAACCCACACCUGGUAAGAAUUGUCUUGAUGAGAAGCACUGUCUGAUGUGCGUCAUGGCUCAGGUCAAAAGAGCUGUCUGAAGACCUGCGAUCAAGGAUUGUUGAUUUGUAUAAAGCUGGGAAAGGAUACAAAACCAUCUCUAAAAGUCUGGAUGUUCAUUAAUCAACAGUCAGAGAAGUUUUCUAAAAAAUGGAGAGAGUUUGGCAUUGUUGUCUCCCUGGGAGUGGCCGUCCACCAAAGAUGACGCCAAGAGUUAAGCGCAGAAUACUCAGAGAGGUAAAAAAGAACCAUAGAGUGUCUGCUAAAGACUUACAGAAAUCACUGGCACUAUCCAAUAUCUCACCUAUUUGUAAAACUAUAGCCAAAAAAAACCACGGAGGAACCCACUGCUAUCUUAAAAAAAAAACAUUGUUGCUCGUCUAAUGUUCGCAAAAAGGCACUUGUACACUCCAAAGAAGUUUUUGGAAAAAUACUUUGUGGACUGAUGAAACCAAAGUUGAAAUUAUUGGGAGCAACACACAAUGUCGUGUGUGGAGGAAAAAUGGAACAGCUCACCAACAUCAACACCUCAUCCCCGCCGUGAAGCACGGUGGAGGGAGCAUAAUGGUUUGGGGCUGUUUUGCUACCUCUGGGCCUGGAAGAAUGAUUUCAAAAGUUUUGCAGGAAAACCUGAGGCUGUCCGUCACAGUUGAAGCUAAAAGGAGGAUGGAUGCUGCAACAAGACAAUGAAGUGAAUCAACUUCAGAAUGGUUUCAGAAGAACAAAAUACACGUUCUGGAGUGGCCAAGUCAAAGUCCAGACUUGAACCCCAUUGAGAUGCUGUGGCAUGAUGUCAAUACAGAGAUUCAUGCUAGACAUUCCAGGAAUCUGACAGCAGUUUUGUAGAGAAGAAUGGGCCAAGAUUAGUCCUGAUUGAUGUGCCAGAUUGAUCUGCAGCUACAGGAAGCGUCUGGUUGAAGUUAUUGCUGCCAAAGGGGGGCGGCACAAAAUAUUAAAUGUGAUGGUUCACUUACUUAUUUUCCCACCUACUGACGUUGUUUGCAUGCUAUCCUCAUUAAAAUAUGAAAACCUAUAAAUGUUUGGUUGGUUUUACUCCAAGCAGACACUGGUUUUUCAUCCGUGUGAUUUUGACAAAGAUCAGCUCACAUUUGAUGGUGAUUUUAUACAGAAAUUUGAGAAAUUCCACAAGGUUCAGACACUUUCAUACCACUGUAACAAACUUUGUGGUAACCUUGUUUGUGGAAAAUGACUGUUUUAUUGGUCAUUUAAAAAUUAAAUAUAAUACAAAAAUAACCUGACAAAGACCUGGUAUCCACAUACAGGGACAUUACAUUUUGGGUGAUAAAAUUUGGUAUACAAGUGUGGCGCACAUCACUUAAAAUGCCAUAUUCACAUUUGCGGACGGCGGGGGCUUUAUAAUUACCGUCAUUUCCGGACUAUAAACCGCAAAUGUUUUCCUGUGCUGUGAACCCUGCGGCUAAUAUAUAUUCUUAUGUAGUAUUGAAAAGUAUCAAAACUGAAAUUUAUCCUGAUACAAUAUUUGACAGCAAAAAUAUGAAUAGUUAUUUGUUCUUGCAUGAACAGAUGUUACCAGAAAUGUGUUAUCAUGGGGUAAAUUUGAUUUUGCAGUACUCCUGAUAGCAAAGGAGGAUAUUUUUUCAUUUUCCUUGUUAAGCACAAAGCUUUCAAAUGUAAAAAAUCUGAAUUUUCUGUAUAUUAUUUCUGGGUUCAGGCAUUGUAGGGUUAAAUAAGUGCCCUAUAAAGAGUUAGGCUGCUAUGAGGAAAAAUUGAAUGAGUUCCAUUAACAAGAGACAUGAUCAGUGGACCAUACAUGGGAUUCUUUAAAAGCACAAUUUUAGUCAAAUUGUCAGUAUUUUUACAAUGUUAAACUGCUGUAUGUGUGCUUGGCAAAUGUUCGUCUGCAUUGAUGUUGUAGUGUGAUGGAAGGGAAUGAAAAUAUUUGUCAAAUAAAAUAAAACUAUGCUCUGUUGAUUUUCUUUUCCUCUCCAAA